AUGCCUGCGUUUAAAAGCCUACUGGUGCUUUCAUAUGCACUCGCCUUGGGCGUCAGAGCUCAAACAUCUGCGACCGCUUCGGCGACCGCCUGUUCGAGUACGAUUGCCCCGAAGAAUGCGGCGCCGAGCGUGGCGAGUGGGUGGAGGGCGGAUGUGGUGGCGAACGGGUUGAGGAGUCCCAGGGGGAUUUUGUUUGACGAGGAGGGGGCCUUGUUAGUCGUGGAGCAAGAGCAUGGGAUCAGUAGGCUGACGCUUACUGGAGACGGGCCGUGUGUGCGGCAGGAUGGGGAUACGCAGGUGGUUAUUGAUGACACAAGUCUCAACCAUGGGAUCGAACUAUCGGAGGACGGGAACACGCUCUACGCUUCUUCACCCGCCGGCGUCUACGCAUGGGACUACGACGCCAGUACCGGAAAGAAUAGUUCAGGUCCGCGAGAAGUUGUCGGCAAUAUGGGCGACGCAGACGGUCAUGUCACUCGCACGUUGCUCCUGUCCCGCAAAGUACCCGGCCUGCUGCUUGUCAGCAGGGGCAGCAUGUCGAAUCUAGACACGGCGGCUCUGGACAUCUCGACAGGCGUGUCAACCAUCAAAGCAUUCAACAUCAGUAACGUGACCGACUCGGCCUACAGCUACCCCGAAGAUGGUAUGCUGCUCGGCUGGGGUCUCCGCAACAGCGUUGGCGUAGCCGAAGAUCCUAUCACAGGCGGCAUCUACUCCGUGGAGAACAGCGUCGAUCAACUGCAACGUGAGGGAACAGACAUCCAUCAGGACAAUCCCGGAGAGGAGAUGAACUUUCACGGCUACCUCAACGGCACACAGACCGAGCAGCAGGGAGGCAACUACGGGUAUCCGUCCUGCUUCGCCGCCUGGGAUACGGGAGUCAUCCCGAGUAAUGAUGGCCUAGAAGUCGGCACGCAGUUUGCGAUCGGUGACCAGAAUGCUACUGUGAAUGAUACGUUUUGCCAGCAGGAUAGGGUGGGCCCGAGAUUGACCUUUUCAGCGCAUAUGGCUCCGUUGGAUAUGAAAUUCAACAGUAACGGCACUGCCGCGUGGGUGUCGUUCCACGGUUCUUGGGACAGAGACGACCCCAUAGGAUACAAGCUCUCCGUCAUCGCCUUCGACGGCAACGGCUCCCCCACAGAGCCCUCGAACAGCAACACCUCUACCAUCGACGUCGUCUCCAACCCGGACCUGUCCCAAUGCCCGGACUCCUGCUUCCGCCCCGUGGGUCUGGCAUGGGACUCUCAGGGCAGGCUGUUCAUGAGCAGUGACGCGACAGGCGAGAUUUAUGUCGUGGUGAGGGAUGAUGGCGGGAGUGCGAAUGAUGCGAAUCCGACGAGUGGGUUGCCGCCAAGCCAAACGGAUGCGGCGCCGAGUCAGAGCUCGACGGGUGCCGCGGUGGCGGUGGGUGGAGAAAUGCUGCUGGGAUGGAAGAGUGUAGGAGAGUUUGCAGUGGCUUGGGCGGGGAUUAUGGCGUUGCCACUAGUAUGA
Molecule: messenger RNA, 1491 nt
Organism: Trematosphaeria pertusa
Lineage: Eukaryota; Fungi; Ascomycota; Dothideomycetes; Pleosporales; Trematosphaeriaceae
Product: soluble quino protein glucose dehydrogenase
Exons: 3
Coding region: 1-1491 (496 amino acids)
Source: RefSeq, a predicted model, not a curated record